Messenger RNA from Cuscuta campestris, 2536 nucleotides. Lineage: Eukaryota; Viridiplantae; Streptophyta; Magnoliopsida; Solanales; Convolvulaceae. The record is from the annotation of a GenBank genome assembly.
GUAGAAGUAAAGAAAAAACAUUUUUUAAUUACAGAUACGCCUAAAUCCGCAAGAACUUGGAACAUCAUUCUUCCAAAAACCAGCCCAAAGCACCAGACCCAAAACCCGGAUAGUAAACCCAAAGUCCCAGACUCAAAAACAAUCCCAAACUCUAUAACCCAACCUAGAGUCUACCCAAAACCCAGGCCCAAAAACCAGUCCCAAACACAAACGCCAAAACCUAACCCAGAUUCUACAUAAGGGUAUGAACACACAGUCUUUGAACUCCAUUUAUGGGUUAAAAAUCUAAAAUCAUAAAUCAUUUUUUGUUCUGAACUAUGUUUAACUUUCUCAAUUUCCAAUUUAUUUUAUCAUAUUAGGUUGUGGUGUAAUACCUAGGUUCACAAUAUGUGUCUUCCUUCAACGAUCUUUUAGUUUUAAUUUUUGUGACCCGACACGAAAACAAACCCAAAGUCUAAACCCAAAACUCAAAACCCAACCAACGAGCCCCAAAAACCAGCACCAAAACCCAGCCCUAAAUUAUUAAUUUUAGUGACCCGACAACCCAGAUACAAAACCCCAUCGCAAAGAUAGACCCAAACUCUUAAUCCUAAAGUCAAAUGACAACAAAAAGGAAUGGACAUGUAAGGUGGAAUGAUCAGUGGAAUAAAUGACAACAAAAAGGAUAGGACAUGUAAGGUUAGAGUUGUGGAGAAACGGAACAUCAAAGACUCAAGGACGAGCCCUAACAAGUACAGACCUUUUAUAUUGCAGGAUGAGGAGGUAAGCUUAUAAAGCUUAUAAAAUAAUCAAUCUUAGAGCGUACAUAUUACAUGCACUAAUUAUGUUCCAUUCAACCAUUUCUGUACAGGGUACCAAGGUUCUUGCUCUUGCAAAUAGUGGUGACAUUGAACAAAUUGAUAAGAUACUCGGCCUCAAAAACACGUACUACAUAAGCAAUGCUGCUGCCAUGCCUAACCAAGUAUAGUGGUGAUCCCCCAUCCGCAAACUAUAAUUACAUUUAGAUGUUGAGUAAAAAGACUUGGAUUGAGGCAGCCCCAAAAUCAGAACAAAUUCAGGCAACAAAUGAGACAGACACUAUCCUCACACAAUUCUUUGACUUCUAUGACUUAUGCGGUUCUAAAACCCCAAUCAAUUUCAUGGCCAUUGUGAUUCAGAGAAUGCCCAGAGAGUAUGUCUCCGUUCCUGGACAUGCCAAAACCGCACAUGAUUUCAUGCUUGUGAAUGAAGAGGUUCAUGCCGAGUCUUGUUUAAUGGCUGGAGCUUGGCGGUGCUUUCAACAAAAUGGAAAUUUCAACGCCUCCACCGAUCAACAAAAUGGAAAUUUCACCUUGUACCGGUAUUGGUUUUUCCUCUUUUUGUCGGAUAUCUCCCAAAAAAAAAGGCUUAAUAUGAACUGCUGCACUCUAAUCAAAACCACACUAUUACAAAUAGGUGCUUAAGGCCAUGUGACAUUCAAAUUCCACUAACCCGGCUAUAUUUACCAUGUCAAAUGCCACAGACAAUGGUUGGUCUUCAUUCUUAAAGCCUGUUAAUGUCAUAUUCAUUGCUUUUGUACUUAUUCACAAUUUUUAAACAUGGGAAUAGCUUAAUGCACCCUUGCAAUUGGUUGUAGGGUUAGGUUCUCGGUAGGGAUUUUGUUUCUUACUUUGGGGAUUGGACCUGAUUUUGGGUUUGGUUUUGGGUUAGGUUCUAGGUUGACCUUUAACUUUAGUGUUUGACAAUCAAAUUUGCAUUAGGUUUGCGGGUACAAUCCGUUGGAUUUUAAUUUUUAGGUCAGACUCUAGGUCGUGUUUUGAGUUAAGGCAAUUGCGUUUUACUGUCUUGUUUUUUGUUGUGGCUCUAAAUACUAUCAAAAUGUUGUGGUUCUAAAUACUAUCAACCUCAGAUUUCCAGAUUCUAGGCGUUGCGUAUCAAAUGUGCAGAUUUCCCGGUAUGAUUGAAACAUCUUCUCUGAUUCCUCGUCUUGCAUUUAUGGAUCCUUUUCUUAAUAAUCCCCUGCCAAUUAUUUCAGCAUGUACGUUGGGCUAUUUAUAUUCGAUUUUGGGAGAUGGGAUGAGACACCAUCUCCAAGAUUCCUCCUAGGCAUAAUCUUAUGAGUUCUUUGGCAUGUUCUUCUCUUUGUUGUUUGUUUCUAUUACUGAAAGAAGGGUCAUUUUUCACCUACAGGUAGAGGGCUGAACCUGCAACAGUUUGGAAAAUUAUUCUUCAGAUAAUUUAAAUUCCAUGUAUUCAAGAGUGUGAUGGAUCCAAAAGUUUUCACCCCAAGUCCAUGCCCCUUAUCCUGCCCCGUACUUCCACCCCUCCCAACAAUGUUUCCAUAAAACUCAGCCGCAGGCACUGUCACUCAAUAUCCUCCUAGCCAGCAACCUACUUUAACUAAUGGAGAAAGUAAAAUCAUGAUCCAAACCCAGCUCUGAUGUACCAAAGCCUAAAAUGCGGAUCUAAACCCAAAACCCACUCCCAAAAAAACAAAAACUCUAACCCAAACCUAGAACCUAACCCCGAGUAACCAAAGCGAGACUCAAGACUUAAA